UCUCUGUUCCUCCUCCAUCGCCAUUCCUUUCCAUUCAUCUUCUUCUUCUGGUGUGCGUAACGUGCGCAGGCGACCUCCAUAGCCGAGCCCCCACAAUGCAGAAGCGGAGCUUCAUCCCCAACCUCGCGUCCACCGCCCCGUCCCUCCCGCUCUCCCAGAGAACAGAGCAUCACCAGGACGGCAACCUCGACACCCUCCAGCGGGGCCUCCGCCGGCGGCUCUCCUCCCUCUCCCUCAAGAUCCAGCCGGCGACCUCCUCCUCGUGGGACCUGCUCCGCCGGACCAGGUCCGUCUCCUCCAUCGGGGCCUCCGCGGGGGGCUCCACCAUCCGGAAGUGGUGGGACUGGGGCUGGUCCUGGAUCCUGACCCGCAAGCCCGUCUUCGCGCUGGAUCUGGAGAUGAACGAGGAGGAGACCAAGGCCCUCGGGUCCCACAACAGGGGGAGCUGGAGGCACGUGUUCUACAAGGUCCGGUCCGAGAUCCGGCGGCUCGUCGGGUCGGACAACCAGGUCGGCCUCCCCCAGACAUGUCGGUACGAUUCGGUGAGCUAUGCCCAGAACUUCGAUCACGGCGGGAGAUCGUCGUCGUUCGUCGAGGCUUAUUGAUCGGUUGGUGAAAUGCCGCACCGAGAGAGCUCGUAAGGGAGAUCGAAGAAGAACGAGAACAAGAAGAACGAGGAGGAGAGAUCCAGAAGCGAUGGAAUAAAAGACCCCGAGAUCCAGACCCCAAUGCACCGAGUUCCCUCCUUUACUUUUUCUUCCGCUUCUUCUUUUUCUUGCCGUUACAGUGAUUGUUUAAUGUGUUUAUUCUUUUCUUGUUUUCUCAUUUCUUCUCUCUCUCUCUCUCUUCAUGUUGGUGAUGUUGAUGAACAAGAUUGCUCUUUUUUUUUUCUUUUUCUUUUUUUUUCCCUUUUGGGCCUGUAAUUAGAGACCAAACUGAGAAUGUGUUAUAUGAAUCAAAGCUGGCUUCUCUCUCUCGCUCUCUGUGGAAACCAGAUUCAGAGUAUUGCAGUAUAAAGAACUGUCGUUGUUCU
Messenger RNA from Syzygium oleosum, 1033 nucleotides. RefSeq lists its product as uncharacterized. The transcript has a single exon. The record is from RefSeq and is a predicted model, not a curated record. The coding region runs from base 96 to 605 and encodes 169 amino acids. Lineage: Eukaryota; Viridiplantae; Streptophyta; Magnoliopsida; Myrtales; Myrtaceae.